UCAGAUCGAGAGUUGCACUUUCUCCCCGUUCUCUACUGAACUAGUAAAUAAGCCAUUUAAUCAAGCAAACCAAGUUUAACUAGGGUUAGGUAACCAUUAUUAACUUUAAUUGUUGUUGUUACAUGGUCCUCGUCUGUAUAUUUCACACGUGUAGAAGAAAUAUCUAGUCUGAUGAUGGGGACGAGUUGUCCCUUGAACAAAGUGCUGAGGAGACAAAACCUAGUCGAGCUGUCACCCAAGAGCCUCAAUUGUAAAUGUCAAAGGAUUCGCUACCUUCGAAGGUCUCUGCACACCUCAACCACGUCCCUCUAUUCCGACAAGAGCCCUGAUACGGACUCCUUAAAAUUCCAAACGCAGCAAUUCACACCCGACAGAAUUAGAAAUUUUAGCAUUAUUGCACACAUAGACCAUGGAAAAAGCACUUUGGCAGACAGGCUGUUAGAAUUUACAGGUACAAUACCCAAGUCAGUCGACAAUAAACAAAUUCUGGACAAGCUACAAGUGGAGAAAGAACGAGGGAUCACAGUUAAAGCUCAAAGUGCAAGCAUGGUGUACGAGUCGGGUGGGGUUCAGUAUUUGCUCAACCUUAUUGAUACGCCCGGUCAUGUCGAUUUCAGUUGGGAAGUGUCAAGAUCUCUCGGAGCAUGCGAUGGUGUCAUCCUAGUCGUUGAUGCAAAUCAAGGAGUGCAGGCUCAAACUGUGGCCAACUUUUAUUUAGCAUUUUCCAGGAAUCUCCCUAUUAUUCCUAUAUUAAACAAAAUCGACUUGAAAAAUGCAAACCCGGAAAGAGUGAUUGAGCAAUUAAAUGGGUUAUUUGAAAUUAAAGGAAGCGAUGUACUAAGAAUAUCUGCUAAAAUGGGUAUUGGAAUUCAAGACGUAUUGGAAGCUGUUGUGCACAAAAUACCAUCGCCAAAAAGUGAUCGUAAUUUACCAACAAGGGCUUUAAUAGUAGACUCCUGGUAUGAUCGAUACAAGGGGGCUGCGUUACUAAUUAAUAUGAAGGAUGGAAACUUUAAAUUAGGACAAAAUGUCGCUUUAUCACAAUCUGGAAAAGAAUACGAAAUCAAGGAAAUUGGUGUACUUAGGCCAAACUUAGUUUUGGUGGAUAGGCUAUACGCAGGUCAAGUUGGAUACGUCUACUGCAGUAUGCGUAGUGUCAAGGAAGCUUUCAUUGGCGGGACCUUACACAACAAAGGGGCCAAAGUCAAACCUUUGGAUGGAUUUGUCGCAGCGAAGCCCAUGGUGUACGCCGGAGUUUACCCAAUGGAUCAAAGUGAACAUCCAACUCUUCGAAAUGCAUUAGAAAAAUUAUUGCUAAAUGAUGCUAGCGUUGAAUGCAAGCUCGAGAGCAGCCAAGCAUUGGGAAAUGGUUGGAGAUUGGGAUUUCUAGGAGUCCUACACAUGGAUGUCUUUAAUCAACGGUUAGAACAGGAAUACGGAGCACAAGUGGUACUAACUGCACCAAAUGUUCCAAUAAAAAUCAAAAUCAAAGGUGCAAAAAAUAUCAAGGAUUAUGGAGGCGAGAUCAUUUCUAUAAACAAUCCCUGCAAUUUGCCUGAACAAAAUAUAAUUGUUGAAAUGUAUGAACCAUUUGUGUUGGGGACAAUAAUAACGCCAGAUGUCUAUCUUGGAGAUAUCAUAUCUUUGUGCAUGGAAAGAAGAGGAAUUCAACGCGAGACUAAAAGUUUUGAUUCUGAAAGAAUUAUAGUGACAUUCAAAUUACCAUUAGUGGAAAUAGUGGUAGACUUUUACGAUAAGCUGAAAUCUAUGACGUCAGGAUAUGCUAGUUUUGACUAUGAAGAAAUUGGAUAUGAACCGUCUGUUAUGACAAAACUAAACAUAAUGCUAAAUGGCAACCUCGUUGAAGAAAUGACCACGAUUACGCAUAAAUCAAAAGCACGUGAUAUUGGGAAAUCAAUAUGCAAUAAAUUGAAAGAAACAAUUCCUCAGCACCAGUUUCAGAUCGCUAUUCAGGCUGCCGUGGGAGGAAAAGUUGUGGCACGUGAAGAUAUUAAAGCUCUACGGAAGGAUGUUGCUGCUAAAUUGUAUGGAGGCGAUAGAACUAGGCGUGAUAAGCUACUGAAAAGACAAAAAGAAGGAAAGCAGAGGAUGAAAAUGGUUGGAAAAAUAGAAAUGCCUAGAGAAACAUUCAUCAAAGUUUUAGAGAGAUGAAAUCGCUUACAGAUAGGAUUUGACAAUUUAUCUAAUAGGAACAUGACUGGUUUUUAUAUAUUUAGAUUAUUAUUACAUGAAAUGAAUUGUAUAAUGACGAAAAAAGAUAAUAAAUAAAAGAACUGAGGAAAUACAUGCAAA
Messenger RNA from Folsomia candida, 2313 nucleotides. It is a transcript of the gene waw, whose product is annotated as translation factor Guf1, mitochondrial. The record is from RefSeq and is a predicted model, not a curated record. The transcript is spliced from 13 exons. Gene Ontology annotation, biological process: positive regulation of translation. NCBI's taxonomy places the organism in Eukaryota, Metazoa, Arthropoda, Collembola, Entomobryomorpha, Isotomidae. Gene Ontology annotation, cellular component: mitochondrion. Gene Ontology annotation, molecular function: mitochondrial ribosome binding; GTP binding; GTPase activity. Bases 172 to 2172 code for a protein of 666 amino acids.